AUGAUUAUAUCUGGAUCACUUCGGCAACAUAUUGUGCCUCGUGUGCACAAUAUGUCUCAAAUUGAUUCAAUAUUUAUCUUUUGCGGUAACAGAAAAUAUCAUGAACAGUGGACCACAGAUUGGCCCAAAAUAAAGGGUAUCUUCACACAUAUUACAUGCAUCUGUGAAGCACUCAAGGAAGUUGCUCUUCAAUGUGAGCAAAAUGCUAUUCCCAUGAGUUUCAUGGAAACAAAUAAAAAGUUGGAUCAAUUAGAUCCUUCUUUUAUGUACACACAAAUCAUCAAAGAAAUACUACUGAUCAUCAAAUUCAACCAACAUCACAUACAAGAUUAUUUUAGUUAUUGUCGUGAUGCUUUUGAAGGUGAUAAAAAAGAAAUCAAGAAUAUUAAACGAUUAGAAGGUAAAUAUCACAGAAAAAUAUCCAUUUAUUGGUACACAUGUCAAAUAUUCUUAUAUCCUAUGCUCAAUCGUGCAUUACGAUUGAUGGAUGGUGAUAUCAUUACACGUGUGGGUUUCUUCAUUGGUGAUUUACAUCGACAGAUUGAAAAACUACAUCAGAAACAAUAUGCCAGUGCAACUGCUGCUAACACCUUCACCGUUUAUCGUGGUCAAGGUUUAUCUACAAAGGAUUUUGAAAAAAUGAUGAACAUCAAAGGUGGUCUUAUUUCAUUCAAUAACAUCUUAUCUACUAGUACGGUUCGCAAAGUUUCACUGGGUUUUGCUCAAAAUGCUGGAAGAAGUCCAGAUCAAGUCGGUGUUCUGUUUAUCAUGAAAAUUAAUCCUGGGCAAUCAACAACACCAUUUGCUUCCAUUGCUGGUAUUAGUGACUUCCAAGAAGAAGAGGAAAUCUUAUUUUCGAUGCAUAGUGUAUUUCGUAUUCAGGAUUUUAAACAGAUAGCUGAAAAUAAUCGUUUAUAUGAAGUUAACUUGGUACUGACUGCUGACAACGAUCCAGAAUUAAGCAGACUUACUGAAUACAUUCGAAAAGAGAGUUGUCCAAACUCUUAA
This is a messenger RNA of Adineta steineri, 1008 nucleotides long. The record is from the annotation of a GenBank genome assembly. NCBI's taxonomy places the organism in Eukaryota, Metazoa, Rotifera, Eurotatoria, Adinetida, Adinetidae.